Fulvia fulva is the source of this 525-nucleotide messenger RNA. RefSeq lists its product as uncharacterized. The transcript has 2 exons. The record is from RefSeq and is a predicted model, not a curated record. NCBI's taxonomy places the organism in Eukaryota, Fungi, Ascomycota, Dothideomycetes, Mycosphaerellales, Mycosphaerellaceae. The coding region runs from base 1 to 525 and encodes 174 amino acids.
AUGCAGGAUCCCCCUUUCCUGUUCCCCGGACCUCAGACUCACAACGACUACAACGAACACCAUGAGUUCCAAGAACACACUCCUAAACUGACUCCACCCCUCGAACGACGACCCUCCCACAACUCCCUUGCCAACAACGUCCACAACCUCCAGCAAAGCCUGUCCGCCAACAGCAUCGAAAAAGGCGCCAAAGCCUCCAUAGUCCUCACAAACCAACACGUCUUCACCACCUCCUUCCUGGCCCUGACCCUCAACUCCGCUACCAUAGCACCCCUCAACCACGGCCUCAAGGAACCAGAACUCGCCUCCUACCUCCAAGAUUUCGGUGCUGAAGUCCUCGUCAUCUCACCAGAAGACCUUGCCAAAAAGACAGCAGCCUACACCGCUGCCCACAAUGCAGGUCUCCGUAUUGCCACAGCUUCCGUCACCGAUGGCAAAGUCUCAAUUACUCUCGAAAAAGACCACAAAGAAACCCCAUCAACCUCUACCACACCCAACGAACCCGCACCCUCAGACAUAGCCUAG